GCGGUGGGAGGUGCCGGCCGGGGGAGCCCAGCUGGAAGAGUCCCGCAAAAAGCACCCUGCGCGGGCAGAGCUCCGGGAGAGCGCACACCCGGCGUCCGCACCCCGCCAUGGGACGCUCCGGGUGCCCACGGCCGCCGCCGCUGGCCGCCCUGCUGCUGCUGCUGCUGCUGCUGCCGCCCCUUGGAGCAGGAGACUCCGGUCCCACAGAGAGCAGGCUUGUGAACAGCUGCCUCCAGGCUAGGAAGAAAUGCCAGGCUGAUCCUGCUUGCAAGGCUGCCUACCACCAACUCGAGUCCUGCACAUCCAGUCUAAGCACCGAGUUGCCCCUAGAGGAGUCUUCCACGUCUGCAGACUGCCUAGAGGCAGCACAGCAACUUAGGAACAGCUCUCUGAGGGGCUGCACGUGCCACCGACGCAUGAAGCACCAAGCCACUUGUCUGAACAUUUACUGGACUGUCCACCCUGCCCGAAGCCUUGAUGACUAUGAGUUGGAUGUCUCCCCCUAUGAAGACACAGUGACGACCAGCAAACCCUGGAAAAUGAAUCUCAGCAAACUGAGCAUGCUCAAACCAGACUCGGACCUCUGCCUCAGAUUUGCCAUGCUGUGUACUCUGAACGACAAAUGUGACCGUCUGCGAAAAGCCUACGGGGAGGCGUGCUCAGGGCCCCGCUGCCAGCGCCACCUCUGCCUGGCACAGCUGCGCUCCUUCUUCGAGAAGGCUGCCGAGACCCACGCCCAGGGCCUGCUGCUGUGUCCCUGCAGUCCCCAAGAUGUGGGCUGUGGGGAGCGUCGGAAGAACACCAUCGCCCCCAGCUGCGCCCUCCCUUCGGAGGUCCCCAACUGCCUGGACCUUCGGAGCUUCUGCCGAACGGAUCAGCUGUGCAGGUCACGCCUGAUGGAUUUCCAGACCCACUGUCAUCCUAUGGACAUCCUCGGGACUUGUGCAACCGAGCAGUCCCGAUGUCUGCGGGCGUACGUGGGGCUGAUUGGGACUGCCAUGACCCCAAACUUCAUCAGCAGGGCCAACGCCAGCGUUGCCCUGAGCUGCACCUGCCGGGGCAGCGGCAACCUGCAGGAUGAGUGCGAACAGCUGGAAAGGUCCUUCUCCCGGAACCCCUGCCUCACGGAGGCCAUUGCAGCUAAGAUGCGCUUCCACGGACAGCUCUUUUCCCAGGACCGGGUGGACUCUACCUCUCCUGAGAUGCAGCCGCAGAACCACAGCCCUGCUCUGAGACCACAGCUCAGUGUGCCUGCUCUUUCUCUCUCCACACUUGCCUGGAGUGCGCUUCAGACCCUCUGGUAGCCGGGCUUCCCCAGGGUCCUUCGUUCUUUCCCCACACCCAGACUGACGUGCUUCCCGUUACGGGAGAGGAAAUGACAGCCCCCGGGAGAAGAUGCAAGGUGGCGACACCACCGCAACCCUGGACCAAGCAAGUGUCCCACCUGAUGCUCCCACCUGAUGCGUGGCAUGCACGUGCGUCUUGCCUGCUCCAUCUGAGGGCUCCGGAGAAGCUAGGCUGUGACCUCCGAUCCUGAUUGGCUGGUUUUUGAACCUCCCUUAUACCUUCUUCUCUCUCGCUGACCCUCCCUAGGACUCUGUCACCCGGGUUCUGGUGGUGACUUGCUUCACCCCUCCCAUGCCUCCUUCCUGUUUCCCAGGACCGACCAAAGCCUAGCAAGUCAAUGGUUCCCUGUUGCAUUCUUCAGGAACGUGGGGCUGAGGGUUCUGAGGCAGCUGAGAAAGAUGUUCCCUUGUGAGGACGGCUGCUGUUCCUGGCCCCUCGUCCCCUCUGAAUGGAAGGUGAGAACCUCUGUCUUCACCGCCCGGCCAUGCGAUCCUGAACAUUUGGGCAUCAAGAGCGUUUGGGUCUUGCUCCUGAUACUGUCGCCAAGUCCCCCAGCCCUUGGAUCAUGAUUAAACAGUUUGACCUAAAA
Mesocricetus auratus (golden hamster) is the source of this 1936-nucleotide messenger RNA. It is a transcript of the gene Gfra3, whose product is annotated as GDNF family receptor alpha 3. The coding region runs from base 108 to 1304 and encodes 398 amino acids. Gene Ontology annotation, molecular function: signaling receptor activity. The record is from RefSeq and is a predicted model, not a curated record. Lineage: Eukaryota; Metazoa; Chordata; Mammalia; Rodentia; Cricetidae. The transcript is spliced from 8 exons. Gene Ontology annotation, biological process: nervous system development. Gene Ontology annotation, cellular component: signaling receptor complex; external side of plasma membrane.